AUGCCUCCAGGAAAAAUUUUAAAUAAUGAACCAGACCCCCCAGAAUCUAACUCUAGCUUAACAAUUGAAGGCCACAAUACAAGGCGCAACCCAAGAAGAACCACCUCGGAGGAGAUAGAAGCAAUGCCGAACAAAGUAAUGGAUACUAGAGGCGCAGAAUGCUACCUCCAAGAAAAACUGCUAAGUAUUCGCGACCAGCCCCUCAUGCUGACCCACCUCUCCUCAGUGCUAUUCCACAUCACCCAAAUGUCCAGCGGAAUACCUCUCCCAGUAAUCACGGCGAUUCAAGCCAUCGCAUUCAUCUUGAAAUGCCACACCGCAUGCGAAAUCGCAAAGGCAGCGGCCAAACACUUCACGAACAACAUCUCUACCAGCCUAACUGAACAACUCACGAUGGCUAUCUCCCUGCAAAUAGAACAAAUCCAAUCACCGACUGAGACCCUCAAAACCACGAUUCACGAUACUGAGACACUUCGCAAGAACAUGCAACACGAAAGAGACGAGAAAGAAGGAGACAGCCAAACUGCGGCAGAAAGAAUUGAGGAAGCCACCAACAUUCUACACGACUCAGUAAACGAAUGCAAGGACACCCUAAAAACCCUCCAACCAGCGCUAGAAACCACCCAGAAACAUGUCACGCAUCUCUCCACUCAACUACUCGCCUCAAAACAACUGAAUGCCAUCCCUGUGCAAGCACCAGGACCAGCCAAACCGACCUACAGUUCUAUAACUGCAGCCAACCUACCUCCCUCUGUAGAUCAGGCCAUGGCUAGAGCGGCGACCAGAGCAAGACAAAUCCUCAUAACCCCGAAGGUAGGUAGUAACAUAUUCCCGGACGCUAACCAACACGCAGAUAUUGUCAAGACGAUAAAACAAGCACUCACCAACGCCAGCAAUGAAGAAACACCAAAGGGAGGCAUAAAGUCGGUACAGACCCCACACAGCAGAGCGAUCAUAAUUGAACUUGACACGGAAGAACUAGCCACAUGGCUCAGGAGCCCAGCCGGACGUUACACAUUCGAAGAACACCUAGGACCAGCAGCAUCCCUGCGGGAACGCACAUUCAGUAUAAACGAUGUGUCAGCUGUAAAUCCAACAAUCACACUAGCUGAAGCAGGGCGUGUCCAGAAUUCAAACGACAAUGUGAACUAA
Suillus plorans is the source of this 1152-nucleotide messenger RNA. RefSeq lists its product as uncharacterized. Lineage: Eukaryota; Fungi; Basidiomycota; Agaricomycetes; Boletales; Suillaceae. The record is from RefSeq and is a predicted model, not a curated record. Bases 1 to 1152 code for a protein of 383 amino acids. The transcript has 2 exons.